This is a messenger RNA of Aureobasidium subglaciale EXF-2481, 963 nucleotides long. RefSeq lists its product as uncharacterized. The transcript is spliced from 3 exons. Lineage: Eukaryota; Fungi; Ascomycota; Dothideomycetes; Dothideales; Saccotheciaceae. The record is from RefSeq and is a predicted model, not a curated record. Bases 253 to 780 code for a protein of 175 amino acids.
GUUUGCAGAAUGAGCAGACCAAGCUGAGCCGUUCUCAAAACCUUAUCCAUCGGUUGCAUGAUCUUCUGACAAUAGCGCUCACGACACACAAUGAUAUCUGUCAUUUGACUGUGAGCUGUGUCUGUGAUCGUUCACAAUGCCAUCUCGCAGUCAACUGCCGAUCUAGCUUCCAUGUCUUUGUGCAUACACAACAGUAUCAAGACCAGCAUCACAAUGCCUACUCGGUAGAGAUUGAUAGAAAGCAAUCUCCCAAUGCCUCUUUCCUCUCUUCUCUUCUUUGACCUCCUCUACCUCUUCUUUAUCUCUCAAACAAAUCACACGGACCAAGUCAUCGAAGAUCAAGCCAACGCUUUUCGCCUCUGCCAACAUCACCCGAGUCGACAACAUCAAAGCAACCCCCCUCAUUGUCUCACCUCCUUAUAUAACCACCCACAACCCACAACCUCGUCCCAUUCACUUCAUCAAGUACAAACAAACUUACACACUCAUUACUUUCCAAAGUACCAAACCACACACACACUCACACUACACAACAAACAAUGGCUGCACUCGAAUUCUCAAUCUCCGGCGCCCCAGUCAACAACGCCACCAUGGUCCGCGGCUACCGCGACAAAAUGUGCGUCCUCCAAGGAAAAGGCCAACUCUACGUUUCUUCCUGCACUUUGCAGACUAAAGGUAGAGGACAGCUGUAUGUCUCUUCCUGCGAUUUGCAGGCAAAGGGAAGGGGUCAGUUGUAUGUUUCCUCCUGCUCUCUUCAACGCUGUUAAAACACGACGGUGAUUUUGAAAACCAGAGAGGAGGAGGCGAAAAGGCGGUGCUAGCGUUGCCUUUUUGCUGACGGAGAGGCUCUUUCUUUUUUGGCGUGCAUGGCCUUUUUCAAAAUCCGUUUUUACUUUGCUCUCGCAAAUCUCGAGGGGGGAUCGUUGCUGCAAUUAUUUGUAGCUGUUGGCGAUGGUUUCUUGC